CCCUGACACCGUGCUGUACGCGCCGCCCCACGGCGCGCGUGCUCGGAGCUCGCAAAGCGGAUGGCUCGGGCAACCCUGCCCGGCCUUUGGCACCGGCUAUGUACAGUGGGGCCGGGGCCGCGGCCGGGGUUGUGGUAUUGUCUUGAAUUCGGAACGCGUUGGCGGCUGCUGUUCAGCAUGCGUCCGUAAGCUGGCGCGGGCUGGGGAAGGGGAUAGAGAGGAGCAAGGCGCGGGGGGGAGAGGAAGAGAAGGAGCAUGGCGCCGCCGCUGUCUCGCGGUUACCCAUACGGGGGCGUGGCGGCACGAUGCGAGGAAGCGGUGCGACUCCGCGCAGCCGUAUUAAAAUAGUUCUUGGUAGCCUGGGAAUUGGAGAGGGAGCCGUGCACCCUGAAGCACGAAAAUUUGAAAUGGUCCACCCCGCCCGUCAAAAAAAGGCGGGAGAAAAGAGAGAGGCCAGCACAGAACCAGUGGAGGAGGAGGAGGAGGAGGAGGAGGAGGAGGAGGAGGAGGAGGAGCAGAACGAGGAGGAGCAGGAGGAGGAGGACGAAGAGAGACUGAUGUCGUGGGAGCUUCAAGGCCUGGGAAAACGGUUCGAAUUCAGCACCAGCGAGGGCGGGGAUUUUUAGCCACAGAAUCAGCGCCCGUGGAUCGACCCUCAGGGGAUUGAUCCCACAGGCGGUGGUGAUGGAGAAAUCCCAGCCUCGCAACACUAACGCAGGCGCGUGCCCGUGAGGAGCGCUCCAGGCACUUCGGCAGGAGGGGAGGGAGGUCUUGGCUUAAGGCAAACCAGGUCCUGACGGAAGCAUGUCCCCCUUCACC
Messenger RNA from Prorocentrum cordatum, 819 nucleotides. The record is from the annotation of a GenBank genome assembly. Lineage: Eukaryota; Dinophyceae; Prorocentrales; Prorocentraceae.